AUGAAAGUUGUUGCAGUCGCUGGGGGAACUGGAAGCGUGGGUAGCACCAUCGUUGAUGGUCUCGUAGAGUAUGGGAAGCAUAAAGUGUAUGCUUUGUCCAGAAGAGAACGACCGCCUCAGGGCGCUGUGAAUUACCUCAAAGUGGAUUAUAAUGAUCCCCAUGCUAUCACGAAAGCCCUAGAGGCUGCAGGAGUCAACAUUCUCAUUUGCGCUAUUAGUGUCGUAUCACCAGAGGCAAACCAGGCACAGAAGAAUCUAAUCCAGGCCGCUGAACGGUCUUCAACAACCGAGCGCUUCGUCAUUAGUAGUUUCGAUAUGCUACAUGUUAAAGAGGAUAUCGAACUCUCACCAUUGACCAGAUACACCUUUGAGGCGAUAAAUGAGCUGGAAAAGACCAACCUCAUCUAUACACGCAUCGCUAAUGGGUGGUUUCUUGACUACUACGGGAUGCCUCACUGGAAGUGUAAUCUCGAGCCAUGGAUCAACAUCAUCAACAUGAAAAGCAAAUGGGCCAUCAUUCCAGCUGAUGGAAAUAUCCAGGCCAGCUUCCUCACAUCUCAGGAUAUGUCUCGAUUAGUUGCGCGCCUGAUGGAUCUUGAGAAGUGGGAUGCCAUCAGCGCCAUUCAGGCCAACACCUUGACAUUCAACGAAUUGGUAGCGGCUGCGGAGAAGGCCAGAGGCGCCAAAUUUGAUGUUGCGGUUGAUAGCCUGGAGAAGUUGAAGUCUGGUAAGAUUUCAUUCUUUCCUGAUUAUCCUUCGAUUGGCCACGGUGAAGGCGAUGAGGCAUUCUUCGCUAUGAUUCAUUAUCAAGCUGGCAUUGGCCGGUAUCUCGUGCCUCGAGAUCUCCCCCCGCUGGACGACAAGUUUCCGGACUUGAAGGUUACAACGCCUUUGGAGGUCAUGGAGAGUGCCUGGAAAGGGAAAUGA
Fusarium fujikuroi IMI 58289 is the source of this 927-nucleotide messenger RNA. RefSeq lists its product as uncharacterized. The coding region runs from base 1 to 927 and encodes 308 amino acids. Lineage: Eukaryota; Fungi; Ascomycota; Sordariomycetes; Hypocreales; Nectriaceae. The record is from RefSeq and is a predicted model, not a curated record. The transcript is spliced from 4 exons.